Molecule: messenger RNA, 2454 nt
Organism: Eucalyptus grandis
Lineage: Eukaryota; Viridiplantae; Streptophyta; Magnoliopsida; Myrtales; Myrtaceae
Exons: 2
Coding region: 45-2243 (732 amino acids)
Source: RefSeq, a predicted model, not a curated record
UCAUUUCUUCCUGCAAUCAGAGGCUGAACAACCAGAGGAAAUUGAUGGAAACGAACCAGACAAUGGGGAUGGCAUCGGCGACGAAGGCAAACUGCAAAGCCAGGGGGGCCAGGGGGGCCAACAUAAUGCCCCCGCCUAGUCCCGAGUGGAUGCUCUUGCAGAUCGAGCUCUUAGUCAUCUCCUCCGCCUUCUUGCUCCUCUUCCUCGUCAUCUUCGGCUCGUGCCGACGCUGUUGCAACAGCGACAAGCUCCGGCUCGUCAUCUUCGCAGCCUACUCUCUCUCGAACUACAUACUCACCUUCUCUCUAGGCCUCAUGCACAAUAUACGGUUCCACAACCCACUGUUCCCCAUCUGGGCAAUGCUCCUGAUGAUCGCCCUGGGGAGCGCCGAUUCUCUCUCUGCAUACAGUCUCGAGGACAACGAGAAGUGGAAGAGCUAUAACUGGCAGCUCGGGAUUAAAUCGAUCUGGUUGGGCUUGUUGAUAGGCUUGUCCAACGGCGACCUGUCCCACAAGACGAUCCUGUUCGCGUGCCUCUUCUUCAUCUGGGCCUUGAAGUGCGACGAGAGGGCUCGUGCCUUGAGGGCAGCAAGCCGGCAUUCUUUGGAGAGGAGCACCAAAGUGAUUGCUGAUUAUAUGAGCAGGGAGCACGAAAAUGGUGGUGAAGUUGAUCCAAUUAGCAUGAGAGGAUAUAAAUACUUAGUGAGGGGCGAAGAGGAGAGAUGGGCGAAUAACCUUGUUCCUAAGCGAUUUAUCAAGUGGUGUCUAGGGAGGAAGAAGCCGGCGCUGGCACCGGACUAUCGAACGCCAUUGGAAAACGAAGAUGAAUUAAUCACUGUCGAGAAGGUAUGGAAAUGUGAAGGGAGGCUCUUAAGCCAAGGAGGAGACCCCCACAACAAGAUCAAAGACAUAUGCCUCUCUUUUGCACUCUUCAAGCUCCUCCGUUUGAGAUAUGCUGGCUACUCAUUGCCCCAAGAGGCUUACAAGAAGACAUGGAAUUUGAUUCUCCAUGGAUUGCUCUCAGAACAAGACGGUUACAAACGGGCAUUUCGAGUCGUGGAGGUUGAGCUCGCAUUCCUUUUUGAUUUCUUGUACACCAAGUAUAAUAUCAUAUUCCAGCCCGGCCGGUUGUUGCUCAAAUUGGUGGAGCUUAUGUAUGUUGCUGUCGCCGUUUGGUAUACAACAUCAAUCUUGAAGAAUUACAAGAAACACUGCGAUAUUGACAAACCAGUCACUGUGCUGCAUGGGGUGACUCUCGACAUACUCAUGACCAACGUGAUGAUAAUCUCAUUCAUUGUUGUGGAGCUCAUGCAGCUCUUCUUCAUAUGGUUCUCGCAAUGGGCUAAAGUUAUGUGGAUCUGCCAGUAUGUGCAAAAGAAGUCAUGGCAAGAAAAUGUGUGGAUUGAGAGAAUGAUCAGAGUGAUAUGCUGGGUCCGAUUACUGAAGCCUUGGGAGCAAAAGCUUCGUCAGUACUCAUUGCUCGAGCAGUACUCUUACAAGCCUUUUAGUUUAUUGAACAACAAGCUGAUGGCGGUCUACAUCGAUCAAACUAGGGAUGGCCAGAGACAGAGCACGCCGAUCAAACUGCCUGAAGAAGUCAAGCAAGCAGUGUUUCAUGCUCUGAAGUCACAUGAUGGUAUCAAAUUGGAGAAUGGACAAGCCUCACUAAGGGGGGGCAAUGAGUCUAAGGAGUUGUUGUGGGCGUGUCAACUUGAGACACAGACUCAGGUCAUAAUGGUGUGGCACAUCGCCACUAGCUUCUGUGAGCACCAACGGCCAGAAAGAUCAAACUCGCCCGACACAAGGAGGAAUUUACUAGUGGCGACUAGCUUAUCCAAAUAUUUGGCUUACUUGGUUGCUUUUGCUCCACAGCUACUACCAGAUCACCCUUGCGUUGCAGAGCACGUGUUUGAUCAGGCGAUCAUCGAAGCCAUGGACUUCUUAGGGAGAUGCAAUAAAAAGGAUUGGAUUAGGGAAAUGGAGAGGAAGGGCAGAGUUAUAUCUACACAUGAAGAAACUAUUGUCAACCGAGGUGCUCGGCUCAGGAAUCAGCUUACGAAUGAUAUAAAACAUGAGGAUGAGAUUUGGAGGAUUCUAGCUGACUUUUGGGUGGAACUGGUGUUGUAUGUGGCACCUUCAGAUGAUAUGAAAGCGCAUGCAGAGCAUUUGACUAGAGGAGGGGAGUUUGUAACUCACUUGUGGGCUUUGCUCUCUCAUGCAAGGAUUGAGAGGUCAUCCUACUAAAGCCGCGUAAUGCACUAGAAAGAAGCAAAAGCCUGUGAACUAAUCCAGUGUAUGCUAGCAUCAAUUCCAAGUGACAGGUUGCUUAUGUACAAUUCAUGUGGAUCUCGCAACAGUCAACUGGGCAAUGAAUUUGGUUACAUCACUUACAGCUCUCACUAUGCAUUAAAUGGAAUCCUACUGCUAGUGAACAGCAACAUCAUAUGUAUUCCUC